AUGGAAUCGCUUCGGAUGGGGAAUGUGAUGAUGUUUGUGCCGGAGAUCGCCUUGAAUCAUGUGGGGGCGAAGAUAGAAUCGCUAUCUACCAAGGUCAUCAUAUAUAUCAGUAUUGGCAUCGUCUCUGGCCUCCUCCUCAUCAUCGCCAUCAUUGUCGUGGUCGUUAUUUGCAAAAGACAUAGAAGAGGCUCUAACAUCGCUCUAAGGCAGUCAGUCAGUGACAGGGAGGGCCAGGAACUAGAUCCCUACACGUCCUUAGAUGCAACAUCUAUGAAGCAACCAGCCUACGAGGAUAUCAAAGCAACUAGACACGGAAAUAGAGGCCACACAAAUACAAUCGAGGGGGUAGAAUAUGAAAAUCAAACAAUAGUUGAGCAUCCCUACACAUCCUUAGAUGCAACAACUAUGGAGCAACCAGCCUACGAUGACACCAUAGCAACUACACGCGGAGAUAGAGGCCAAAUGAAUGCAAUCGAGGGGGUAGAAUAUGGAAAUCAAAGAAUAGUUGAGCAAACAGCUAGAGUCAAGAAAUCAAACUUGAGAGUGGCCGAUGAGAAUACUGAGCCAAACUACGAGUUCCUGAAUUAAAUUGAUUCCAUGAAGUAGGACACAGAACGAGUUUUAAGUACAGUCUUACCUGUCUAGAGAGGUCGCUCAUUGUAGACCCACAAAAUGGCCACUAGCUGCAGAUAGCUUCUACAACAUACUUUUCUUUUUCUAGGGAAACAAAUACAUAGCCAAUAGCCCAAUACAUAACAGACAGGGAGCCUUAAUGGAGAGGUGGCCACGAGACAAGUUUGACUGUAUAGCAUGAGCUCUUUAUAAAGUUAUAAAUGUAGCGAGUUUGUCAAAAUAUUAUAGGCCGUUACUUGAGAAUAUUUGUUGUUGUU
Messenger RNA from Strongylocentrotus purpuratus (purple sea urchin), 890 nucleotides. RefSeq lists its product as uncharacterized. The record is from RefSeq and is a predicted model, not a curated record. The coding region runs from base 1 to 588 and encodes 195 amino acids. The transcript has 3 exons. Lineage: Eukaryota; Metazoa; Echinodermata; Echinoidea; Camarodonta; Strongylocentrotidae.